Messenger RNA from Myripristis murdjan (pinecone soldierfish), 1038 nucleotides. It is a transcript of the gene prkag3b, whose product is annotated as protein kinase, AMP-activated, gamma 3b non-catalytic subunit. Bases 28 to 1038 code for a protein of 336 amino acids. Gene Ontology annotation, molecular function: AMP binding; protein kinase binding; protein kinase regulator activity. The transcript is spliced from 12 exons. NCBI's taxonomy places the organism in Eukaryota, Metazoa, Chordata, Actinopteri, Holocentriformes, Holocentridae. Gene Ontology annotation, biological process: protein phosphorylation; regulation of catalytic activity. The record is from RefSeq and is a predicted model, not a curated record. Gene Ontology annotation, cellular component: nucleotide-activated protein kinase complex; nucleus; cytoplasm.
UGUCAGCUUCCUGCUCCUCCUCCAGCCAUGCAGGUUCAGUUCCCAUUUGAUGAAGAGGAGGAGGAGGAGCGUGGCCUCGUGAUGAAGAGCAAAGACCCAGAUCCAGACACGUUUGUUUACAUGAACUUCAUGAAGACUCACUGCUGCUACGAUGCCAUACCGACCAGCUCCAAACUGGUCAUCUUUGACACUACACUGCAGGUGAAGAAGGCUUUCUUUGCUCUGGUGGCUAACGGCGUGCGAGCUGCUCCACUAUGGGACAGCAAGCUGCAGAGUUUUGUAGGUAUGCUGACAAUCACCGACUUCAUUAACAUCCUCCAUCGUUACUACAAAUCUCCUCUGGUUCAGAUUUACGAGCUGGAGGAGCACAAGAUCGAGACGUGGAGAGAAAUCUACUUGGAGUAUUCUGUCAAGAGCCUGAUCAGCAUCACACCUGACGCCAGUCUGUUCGAGGCGAUCUAUUCCUUGUUGAAGAACAAAAUCCACCGGCUACCCGUCAUCGACCCCGAGAGCGGGAACGUCCUGCACAUCCUGACACACAAACGCAUCCUCAAGUUCCUGCACAUCUUCGGUUCAAUGAUCCCAAAGCCGAGGUUCCUGCAGAGGCGAAUGUGCGAGGUGGCGAUUGGGACGUUCCGACAGGUCGCCACAGUGCAGGAGUCUGCAUCGGUGUACGACGCGCUGACCAUCUUCGUGGAGAGAAGAGUGUCUGCUCUGCCUGUUGUCAAUGAGGAAGGUAAAGUGGUGGCGCUGUACUCCAGGUUUGAUGUCAUUAACCUGGCGGCGCAGAAGAACUACAACAACCUGAACAUGACGAUGCGGGAGGUCAUCGACUCCAGAGCGUGCUGCGUGGAGGGCGUCCUGAAGUGCUACGGCCACGAGACGCUGGAGACCGUCAUCGACCGCAUCGCCCAGGCCGAGGUCCAUCGUCUGGUGUUGGUUGACCUUGAUGAUGUGGUGAGGGGGAUCGUCUCUCUGUCGGACCUCCUGCAGGCGCUGGUCCUCACCCCUGCAGGUAUCGAUGCACUUUUCUCCUAA